This is a messenger RNA of Doryrhamphus excisus (bluestripe pipefish), 1227 nucleotides long. NCBI's taxonomy places the organism in Eukaryota, Metazoa, Chordata, Actinopteri, Syngnathiformes, Syngnathidae. The record is from RefSeq and is a predicted model, not a curated record.
AUGGAACGAGUCCGUCUCAGCUCGAUGAUGCUUUUCAAGGACUGUGGAGUGGUGAAAGACCACCGGGCUGUCCACGUGGGCUGUCAGAACGAUUUGAAGACGAAAUCUCAUCGCAUUCAGAAGAUAUUACAAGAGAAUCCAGAAUCUGCUGAGACUGAAUCAGAAGAGGCUCACGAACAGAUAGUCAAUUCGAAAGAAGAAAUUCCUUACAAUCCCUCUCAUGGCAAUUAUGUUGAAUCAUCUGAACAGGAAAAUGAUGAAAUAAGUGAAACAGUCGAUUCUGAUGAUAGAACAUACUAUCACAAUCUAGAGGCUGACGAUGGCAAUUUGUCUGGAUUGACAGAAAGUGAACAAUCUACAAUUGUCAACAUCUCAGAAGUAAAUUGGUCAGAUAUUUCAGGUUUAGGACGGACAAAGGCUCUUAUCCAAGAAAUAGUCAUAUGGCCAAUGCUACGACCAGAUCUCUUCACAGGAUUAAGAUCGCCACCAAAAGGUAUUUUACUUUUCGGACCGCCAGGCACGGGAAAAACGAUGCUGGGAAAGUGUAUUGCAUCACAGAUUGAUUCAACAUUUUUCUCGAUUUCUGCCAGUUCUUUGACAUCUAAAUGGAUGGGAGAAAGUGAGAAAACUGUAAAGUUUCUAUUCGAAGUUGCACGAGAAAAAGCACCAUCUGUCAUUUUCAUUGAUGAAAUCGACUCGUUGCUGUCGAAAAGGGCCGAAGGUGAAUCCGAAGGUGGUAGAAAAAUUAAGACAGAAUUUUUGGUCCAGUUUGAUGGUAUUUUAAGUGGAUCUCAAAAGAAGCCGAAUAAUAAGAGUGUUUUGGUCAUCGGGGCAACAAAUAGGCCACAAGAAAUUGAUGAAGCUGUUCGUAGAAGAUUUGUCAAACGCGUUUAUGUGCCUUUACCUGAUCAAAGUGGAAUAGAAGACCUUUUAAAGUCUUUAUUAUCGCAAUAUGAUUGUGAUGUUCAAAAAAACGAGUAUAAAGAGUUGAGUGAAAAACUUAUCGGAUACUCAGGAUCGGAUAUUUAUAAUUUGUGUAGAGAGGCCGUAAUGGAGCCAUUGAGAGAAAUCGACAUUUCCAAAGGGAUGAAAUCAGACAAUCUUGAAUUGGCCAAUCUCAAAGGGGAUAUUUGUCCGAUUGACCAGAAUGUUGUGAAAUAUCUUGCAGAGAUCCUUCACGAAAGAGGAGAUCAUCCUUUUGCACAGAUUUCUACAGUUUUAUCUUGA